CAUCCAUUUCAUCACACACACCACAAUGACCACCAGCAGCCCUGAGGCAUGUCCGAGCAUACUGAUUCGCAGCCAUGGUUUGCCCCUGCACCACUCUGCGCGACAUUCCUCGGCCCAGCGCUUCUCGCAACUCGCGUGGAGAUCAGCGGCCAACAAACAACCGUCAAAAGAGACCUGAAAUUUACAUCCCCUUGCUUCAUUCCCCCGAUGGCCGUCACUAUGCCGGCGCAACGUGGAGUCUCACUUAAAUGAAGGUGCAGUCAACAUGUGCGCAGCCUGGCAUUUUCUCGUUCGCUGUAGACCGGGGGUGUUGGAUUUUGCCGCGAGAUUAAAAGGAAACCCCCGCCAUCUUGCACGGAGUUGCACGAAGG
This is a messenger RNA of Macroventuria anomochaeta, 371 nucleotides long. RefSeq lists its product as uncharacterized. The transcript has a single exon. Lineage: Eukaryota; Fungi; Ascomycota; Dothideomycetes; Pleosporales; Didymellaceae. The coding region runs from base 49 to 252 and encodes 67 amino acids. The record is from RefSeq and is a predicted model, not a curated record.